This is a messenger RNA of Aspergillus wentii DTO 134E9, 1698 nucleotides long. RefSeq names its product fungal specific transcription factor domain-containing protein. NCBI's taxonomy places the organism in Eukaryota, Fungi, Ascomycota, Eurotiomycetes, Eurotiales, Aspergillaceae. The coding region runs from base 1 to 1698 and encodes 565 amino acids. The transcript has 3 exons. Gene Ontology annotation, biological process: DNA-templated transcription; regulation of DNA-templated transcription. Gene Ontology annotation, molecular function: DNA-binding transcription factor activity, RNA polymerase II-specific; zinc ion binding; DNA binding. The record is from RefSeq and is a predicted model, not a curated record. Gene Ontology annotation, cellular component: nucleus.
AUGGACAAUCAUGUAGAUAAAGAUAAACCUCGCCGUCGCCAGCCCAUCAGCUGCGAUCCAUGCCGUCGCUCUAAGCUGCGCUGCGACCGCCACCGACCGUGUUCUUCCUGUCGCCGCCGCCGCUGCGAGGAUUCGUGCCGCUACAAAGCGUCAUCGUCGACCGAGUCGUCCCCCGCCAUUCCAUCGCGUUCAUCCGUAGACCAUCAUGAAUCAACACAUGAUCGCUGGGAUGCAGUCCUGCAGCGACCAACUAUCGACCAUCACGACUCACUGGGCAGCACCGACUUUCCCUUUUCCUUUGGCCAUGUCUCCAUCGACGAGCUGCUCGCUCGUCUUCCGCCGUCCAGCUGCUGCGACUAUCUCAUCACGCAGUAUUUCAUGAGACUAUCCCCGAUGUUCCACAUCCUGCAUGGCCCGACCUUCCAGAAACAGUAUAAUGGCUUCAUCCACGAUCCCUCCUCUGUCGAUCUCUCCUGGCUGGCGCUGCUCUUCCUCAUCUGCUCCGUUACCCUCAACACCAUGGCUGGUGACGAUCCAACCUUAGCUGAUCUCUGGAUCAAGUAUCCCAAUGCCAGAGAUAUCCCGUCCGUGUCGUGUCAAUUGCGAUCAGCCGCCAUGAUCUGUCUAUCGCAGGAUCAGUUUCUCAUCCGCCAUCGUCUCACCAUGCUCGAGGCCCUGUUGAUUCUCAUCUACACCAUCAGCCAUAACGAAGGCGUGGAACGCAGCUGGACUCUCCUCGGCAUCGCACUGAACAUGGGAAUCGCCCUGCGCUGCAAUUCAGACUCAGCCCAGCUCAACUGCAUCGAGAAUGAGCGGCGUCGGCGCUGCUGGGCCGGCAUCCUCAUGCUGCAUACGUAUCAGGCCAUUCUCUUCCGCGACAUCGACAUGUCGUCGCUGCUCGACAUUCCCGCCACGAUGCCAGCAGACGUCAAUGACGCCGACAUCACCCCUGAUCGCAUUCUCCGACCGUCCAGCCAGCCCACGCAAAUGUCCGUGAUGAUGUUCAAGAUCCGUCUCUUCCAGCUCUCCAGCCGUCUCUGUCGACAUAUUGCCAGUCCGGCCAAAUUCGACGAAACAGCCCUCACUCGCUUUGACGCCCAGAUCGAAGACGAGCAGAAGCAGUGGGAUGCUGUCUUCCUCCUCGACGGGUCGCCCAGUGUCUUGGAUACAUCCAGUUACGCCCACUGGUGUAUCCUGCAGCUGUACGCCCACCAGCUGUAUCUCCUCCUGCAUCGGCCAUUCUGUCGCUCCCAGUCCAAUCCGCGCUAUCGGUCUGUAUCACGGACAAAAUGCAUGUCGUCCAGUGUGGCGUUGUUGGACCUCCAUCGACAGCUCUGGGAGCUGCCCCGACUACGAUACUAUCGCUGGUUGAUCUACGGGAUGACGAGUUUCUACGCUCUCCAUGGGGCAGUGGCAUUGGCGUCGUGUUUGCUAGAUGGAACGACCAUCGACUCGACAUCGUAUCGGGAGACUUUUGAUUCAGCAGUCUCGCGCAUUGAAGUUCUUCGAACCCACAGUCCAAUCUGUCGUCAAGCAUAUCCAAUGCUACUACAUUUACAAUCUCUUCUCUCCCCCGGACAAUCCCAAUCCAGUCCGCGUGACUUUAACACCUUUGAUGAAUGGGUCGACGCGGUGCAGUGGCUGAAUCCAGAUUCGGUGAAUUGGAACUUUUGGGGCAUGAACGAACCGAAUAUAUGA